GCUGCCAUGACAACGAGUCCGCGCCCCGCGCUCUGCUGCUAUUCGGGCGGGACCCAGGCUGGACCGCGGGCCCCGGCCUGGGGGCCACAGCUGCCACCGCCGCCGCCACCUUGUCUCCUCCCCGUCCCCGUCCCGCCCCGCGUCUCCCCGCCUCAUUCGGGCCCGUGGCCGGGGUCCCUCCCCGCCGCCCGAUCGCGCGCGGAUGCCGAAGGUGAAGGCGCUGCAAUGCGCCCUGGCGCUGGAGAUCCGCUCUGUAACUUGUCCAGGAGUGGUGCUGAAAGACAAGGAGGACAUCUAUCUUAGCAUCUGUGUGUUUGGCCAAUACAAAAAGACACAAUGUGUCCCAGCCACUUUCCCACUGGUCUUCAAUGCCAGAAUGGUGUUUGAAAAGGUGUUCCCUGAAGCAGUAGACCCUGGAGAUGUGGUUGCACAGCUUGAGUAUGAUACAGCAGUGUUCGAGUUGAUACAGCUAGUUCCACCAGUGGGUGAAACACUGUCUACAUAUGAUGAAAAUACACGAGAUUUCAUGUUCCCGGGUCCAAACCAAAUUUCUGGACACCAUGAUUCAAACCGCCAGGUUACCAUGAGGAGGAUUUCUGGUCUACGAGGAAUUGCUCCAAAGCUGGAAUUUUCUACAACUUCAGUGAUUACUGAAUGUCUGAUAAGUUCAAGGAAGUGCCGCACUCAGGAUAAAUUUAUUUACCAUUCGGCUCCAGUUGAAAAAUCACACGGCAGACUGCAAAAUAGAACAUCAAGAUCACAGAAGAAAAAAUCAAAGUCACCUGAGAGAAAUAAAUAUUGCAUAAACGCAAAAAGCUACGAACAGCCUACAAUUUCUUCAAAAUCACACUCUCCAUCUCCCUACACAAAAAGACGCAUGUGUGAGCUAUCUGAAGACACCAGGCGGCGGCUGGCCCAUUUAAAUCUGGGGCCCUAUGAAUUCAAAAAAGAAACAGAUAAACCUCCAUUUGUGAUUAGACAUGUUGAUCCCCCAAGUCCCAGGACUGAUGCUUUAUUUGGAUCCUCUGGUAGAGACUGUGAAAGAGAUGGGUGGUCCAGGAUGCACAAUGAUCAUUCCCAUCUUGGCUGCUGCAGAUCCAAGGAUUAUAAGGUUAUCAGGACACCCCAUGGGAGAGACUUUGAUGACUCUUUGGAUAAGUGUGAAGAGUAUUUGGGCUCAAGGUCAUGUAGCAAGCCCCAGCAUUCAGCAAGGACCUUACUAGUUCAUUCAGCACCCUCAACAGUGCCGAAGCAUUCUCCAAGCCCUGUGUUAAAUAGAGCUUCUCUUAGGGAAAGGUUCCACUCUGAUUGGUGUUCACCUUCAAACUGUGAUGAGAUCCAUGACCGGGUAAAAAAUGUCUUGAAAUCACAUCAGGCUCACCCAGGACAUUUAUAUGAUGAGAGAGACCUAGAGAAGGAAGACGAACUGGAACUGAAAAGAGGUCUUUUAUACCGAGACUCUGCCUACGACAGUGACCCUGAGUAUAGCUCAUUUCAGCGGCCACAUGGCUCUCUCCAUUUGGAUGAUGGCGAAUACUGGUCCAACAGGGCAGCCUCUUAUAAGGGAAAAUCCCACCGACCCGUCUUUGAGAACAGCAUGGACAAGAUGUACAGGAACUUAUACAAAAAGGCCUGUAGUUCUGUUUCUCAUACACAGGAAAGCUUCUGAGACCAUCCAGGAUAAACUGUGUGAUUGUCCGUGUCAACCUCUCAAUGAAAACGUUUGAUGUGAUCAAUAUCUGUAUUCCUUUUUUUUAAACAGGUGGUUCAUUGAGUAAAAUAGUUACACUUGAAUCAAGUUUAUUACUUCAAAUGGUAAAUUUUCAUAGGAUCUUUUUUAUUACAGAAGAUUGUGCUGUUUCACAUGUCAAAGCUGUGCAACACAAUCACCACUUUAAUCUUUGAGAGCAUGCUUCUCACAUAUAUCUCAUCAACACCUACAAAUUGAACAGAUUCUCUCCAAAAACGUUCUUCUGCCCUAAUCACCUGUAACUUUCACUUCAUCUCCUUCACUGGUUAUCUUGUCUGCGUAAGAUUUAAUUAAUAUUAACUCCCUUUUUGUAGAAAUGAACAGAAAGAUAAGCUAUAUAAAAAUGAAUUUUCCAAGAGUUUAAACCAUGUUUUAACUAGUAGUUUCUACUUUUAUUCUAAGUAUAUUUCUUAGCUCACAAGAAAUAGCUUUUAAAAAAAAAUUUUGUAGAGUUUUUAAGUUUGGUCUUUUUAGUUAUACAUGACAGUAGUAAGCCUAUAUAAUUAUUCAGUUCUUUUCUGGUAAAACUACUACAAUAAGUCACCUAAAAUGUAAAAGAGCUAGAAAUAGAAAUGGCCAUAUAUGAUCCAAAAUGUGAACAACUAAUUUUUAAAAUAGAAUGCUAGGCACAAUUUUUUUGAAGGGCCAUACCUUUUAUUGCAAAUAGACUCAAAAAAUAGCCUGUAUUAUCAGGUAUGUAGAAACUCAGUACAAAUAUGGGACUUGUAAUUUAAACUCUUUGGCAUUUUAAAGCAGCCUCACUUUAAAGGACACUUGGAAUCACUGGAGAAUAAAAUAAUAUGGCAGAGUGCUUUUUAGUAGGCACUCAAAACUUUGUUGGUUGACUAAUAAAAUGAGCUCCUAGUUUCCCAUCCAACACAUAACCUGUAAAUCCAGUGACGCUUUGAAGAUAUGAAAAAAAAUCAGUUACCAUAUUUACCAAAGAGUGAGGGAGGGAAAGCAAAGUGUAUGAAAUAAGUAAAAUUUCUUUACAAGCUUCAAGAGUUGACUACAAAUGUUUUCUCAUUGACUAUAUCAUUGGUUAAUUCCACAGCUGUGAUUUAAAAAGAAAAAGAAAUGACUUGCAGUCUAUUGAAAUUGACAUUAAAAUGGGAAAUUGGAUGACUUUUUGUGUUAGGAGACAAUAUACAUUUGUUAUCUAAUAAUAGAACUUUUUAACUUCAGUUUAAGAAUGUUUUAGUAUAGCAAUCUUUUUGAUUUAUCAAAAAGAGCAUUGGAGAUAUGCCAUCUCUGCCGUUUUUUGACUGAAUCAAAAUAAUAAUUCCCUGAUCCUUAGUUUCCUCAGCUGUCAAAGAGAAUGGUAUAUCUCUCAAAACAUGUUCUGUGGACCAGGACUGUGGUUCUAAGAGAUGAUUGUAGGAAUAUAGAUAUAAUUUUUUAUUGGUCAUGUAAGUUCGUGAAAGUCAGUCUAACACACACAUGUGGGUGUAUGUGCAUGUGUCUUAUGGAGUCGUAGGUAGAAUUGCAAGAAUGAAAAAGGAUACUAUUAUUGUGGGGGCAGCAUUUAUAAACUGGGACUAUCUGGCAAGUCAGGACCUAGGGUCUCCAUAGUCAUACUCAGUACUACUGUUGGAGAUUUUAAGAAAUCCUGGUAUAACCCUUAUACAAUAUCUAGUUGAAAGUCUGCCCCAUAAUUGAUGCUCCUUAAAUAUUUAUUGAAUUAACCCAGAAUUUCCUAACCUAAAUUGAGUAUGUAACAGUGUUAUUAUUAUAACAACCACUCUGUUUCCUCAACUCCCCAUUGCUCCACCCAAGUGCUGUUAUCUGGUACAUGUAGACACCAACUGAUGAAAUGCUACACUACACAAUUCCUGAGUUACCCUCUGGCUGUAAGUUAAAUGAUGUUUUGCUCUAUUUAAAAAAGCAUAUCCUCAGUGGAAAUUACUAUUUUUUUUUUCUGUGGAAAAGAAGAUAAAAAAUUCUUCAGUUUAAAAGUUGCUGUUUAACGACAAAGAACAAAUAAGUCUAUCAAAGACUAUUAUACUCUCACAGAAAAUCUUCUGAAUAAGUAAGCAGCAUGAAAAUUGCCUAUUGCACCUAUGCCUGCUAUUAGCUAUGACAAGGGCCACAAAAAGUAGGACUCAAAAAAAAAAAUUCAGAAAUUGAUAUCCAUUUUCCUAUGGAUUAAAUUUGACACAUCUAUGAAAAA
Messenger RNA from Sciurus carolinensis (gray squirrel), 3920 nucleotides. It is a transcript of the gene Spata6, whose product is annotated as spermatogenesis associated 6. Lineage: Eukaryota; Metazoa; Chordata; Mammalia; Rodentia; Sciuridae. The coding region runs from base 203 to 1669 and encodes 488 amino acids. Gene Ontology annotation, molecular function: myosin light chain binding. The transcript is spliced from 13 exons. Gene Ontology annotation, biological process: spermatogenesis; motile cilium assembly. The record is from RefSeq and is a predicted model, not a curated record.